AUGACAGCGACAAAUCUCCCCCAGCAAAAGCAGCAGGCCGACACGCUGAGCGCCAAGGCCGCCGCGCUCCUCUCUGCCGCAGCCAGCGAGGCAAAGCACCACCCGCACCCCGACGUGCCGGCGGUCGCAGCGACCGAGAGCGGCGGCCCGCUCACGUCGCCCGGGCUGCUGGACCCCGUCCACAAGUACGCGUACGCUGUCGUGCCGGGCUUCUUCCUCCAGUCGGGCCCCGAGCCCAAGCACGUCGCGUUCGAGGAGCUCCUCGACAAGUCGUUUGGACUUGUCGACCAGAGCCCCGACAGGUGGCACAACCUCCGUCGCGAUGUCGCCGCCCUCCAGGCCAGCGCAGAGCCCAACGUGUCCUACAAGGUCAUGUUCCUCGGCCGCCACGGGCAGGGCUGGCACAACUUUGCCGCGAGCAAAUACGGAGUCGACGCGUGGGAGACCCACUACACCUACCUCCUCGGCGACGGCGAGCUGGCGUGGGGCCCAGACCCAGAACUCACGCCGCUGGGCCACGAGCAGACGCUUGCCGUACAGGCGGCGUGGCGCCGCGAGCUCGAGCACGGCGCGCCCAUCAACCCCGACGAGAUCAUGUGGUUCGUCUCACCCCUUACGCGGACGUGCCAGACCAUGCUCAACAGCUGGGGCGACCUGUUGAAGGGGACACCCGAGACGUGGGAAGACUUCCGUGAGAUCUACGGCUCGCACACGUGUGACCGCCGGAGCUCCAAGACGUACAUCUCCAAACGCUUCCCCAUGGUCAAGAUCGAGGAGGGCUUCACCGAGGAGGACGAGCUCUGGCGCCCAGACGACCGGGAGACCAACGCCCACAUGCAGCACCGCAUGCGCCGGGCAAUGGACCGCAUCUUUGACGGCGCGGCCAAGGAGACCUACAUUAGCAUCACGGCGCACGGCGCCAUCCUGAGCAAUCUCCUCGCCGUGCUAGGCCACCAGGCAUACCCGCUUACGACUGGCGAGAUGAUCCCAGUUGUGGUCAAGGCCACCAAGCUAUAG
Messenger RNA from Vanrija pseudolonga, 1017 nucleotides. RefSeq names its product putative phosphoglycerate mutase. Lineage: Eukaryota; Fungi; Basidiomycota; Tremellomycetes; Trichosporonales; Trichosporonaceae. The transcript has 6 exons. Gene Ontology annotation, cellular component: cytoplasm. Gene Ontology annotation, molecular function: phosphatase activity. The coding region runs from base 1 to 1017 and encodes 338 amino acids. The record is from RefSeq and is a predicted model, not a curated record.